ACGUGAACUCUGCUUCGCUCACCUGAACCCCACAAAGCGGUUAUGCCGGUGCAGUACAUCGUGUCUUUUUAAAACACAUACGGAUUUCACACCAAAUAAUGAGAAAACAAGUAACAUUCGUCGAAGGAUACAAAGAGCAGCAUCUUAUCUGGGAAGACAACAGCCGCUUCUUAGCAACAAGGUCUGCAGGACAUUACUGUAUACACAGACGUAAAAAUAUUGCCUCUGACACCUUGUCCAGUGAUGAGAAGUGUGGUAUAAAUGCACAGAGGACGGUUCCUUUCAAGCCAAAUCCAAAGCCCACGUCUGAGAUCCAGCAGCUGACCACCAUACAUAUUCCUAAAUCGAUGAUGGCUGCCCCAUUUCUGCAGCAUCCCAGCCUAACCCCUGGACAGAAGCAGUAUUUGUACAGUAUUGCAAAUGUGUACAGUACAGUACAUAUGCGGACUCUCAUGAAACAGCAUUAUCUGAAUGUGCUACACAGGUGCAUCAGCAAAGGCCGAAACCAAUUUGGAGAAAACACGAACACUCGUACAAACACACAUGUUAAACCAAAGCAAUUUGAACCGGUCUGUAGAAGAGAACCCAAACCCAGCAAAUAUAAAACUGUAACGCAUUCUGGGCGAGUUACCCUGCCAAAAAUUGGCAAUAGGGAAAACAGAACAGCAUCUAGCGUUUCAGCAUCAAAUAAAAGAAAGUCCAGAAAGGAAAGAUGGAAGAAUGCACACAAGGAGGAGAAUUGUGCACAUACAUUUCUGAGGGAAGGAACGAUGAUGAAUUGCUGCACAAAAACAUGAAUUCACUUUCAAUUAAGGAUGAUGAAGAAAUACUCAAAAACACUUAGUUUUUUAUGAUCUGAGUUUUGAUAAUUUUGUACAUAAACAACAUGUUAUUAAAUAAUGAUGUUCCAUUUAUUUCAAAGAUAACGUGAUGUCACAAGCCUGAGAAGAGGAAAGUACAGUCAUCCGAGCAUUUUGAAUAUUAUUACACUGCAUGGUGGACUGUAUACCAGGUUGUCAACUAUGAUCAGCUGGCUGGCUUGAGAUUUUCAAUUCUAAACAAGUCUGCACACUCAUUUACAUGUAUGUAACACUUUUAUUACCUUCUAAAUAGUCUGUAAGGUUUGCAAACUAUGCCAGCACUUUUGAUGUAGCUAAUUUUAGGUUUAUAAUGGAAUAAUAUAGAUUUGCCGUAAGAUUUCUUGCGUGGUCGUGAGAGUCAGAAAACGUGCGUGUCAUGCCAGAUGCGUAAGAGUUGGCGCCCCUGAAAUACAGACAUUAAACCGGGGUAGGCAAACUAUUCAAUCCAAAGGCCACAUAAUUUUUGUUUAAUUGUUACAGACCCUAUCUUUGUGAGCCUACCAUAAAUUUAAUCUAAAAUACAUGUGCACUUUUAAUGUAACUAGCACAAAAAAUGACACUUCAACUAUUAAUAAAUACGUAAAA
Messenger RNA from Brienomyrus brachyistius, 1445 nucleotides. RefSeq lists its product as uncharacterized. The coding region runs from base 99 to 797 and encodes 232 amino acids. Lineage: Eukaryota; Metazoa; Chordata; Actinopteri; Osteoglossiformes; Mormyridae. The transcript is spliced from 7 exons. The record is from RefSeq and is a predicted model, not a curated record.